This is a messenger RNA of Colletotrichum scovillei, 1236 nucleotides long. Its product is annotated as bucentaur or craniofacial development. Lineage: Eukaryota; Fungi; Ascomycota; Sordariomycetes; Glomerellales; Glomerellaceae. The transcript is spliced from 2 exons. Bases 45 to 1091 code for a protein of 348 amino acids. The record is from RefSeq and is a predicted model, not a curated record.
CAACUUCCUCCAACCCACGUCAGCCCCCACCUUAACCUCAAAAUAUGCCUCCCGAUCCGACCAUAGACGACGAAGAGUACGAGUCCUCCCAGGACUCGGACUUUGCGCCUGAAGACGCAGCCGCAGCCGACGAUGGCGCCUCCGAAGCGUCCGAUUCCGAGGCCGACGACGGCGAAGACGCAGCAAAGACAACGACCAAGCGCAAGCGCGAUGCCGGCGGCGACGAGGCUGCAGACUUUGAAAACUCGGGUGAUGAGGCCCUGAUUAAGAAGGCAGCGAAGAAGAAGCUCAAAAAGGCAGCGAGGGAUGCGGCCGCUGCCCUGGCCCUAGGCGAGGAUGACGAGGGAGGCGAAGGAGGGUUGGUGAAGACGCGGAGUAUGCGGGCUGCAGAAAAAGAAGAGCGCAAAGUCGCGGCCGCAUCUGGCCCUGUAACGGUCGACGUCGAUGCCCUUUGGGCACAAAUGCUCUCCGGUCAGAAGGCGACAGUAGCACCAACCGGCGAGAACGAAACCGGAGGCGGAGGAGAAGCCGAUGCCACGCCCAUUGCCGCGGCACCUGACACGAGCAAGCCAGACGAAGCCCAGGCAGGCGACCCAUCAGACACGAUCCGCAUCAAGCGAACCUACAACUUUGCGGGUAAAGUCCACACCGAAGAAAAAGUCGUAGCACGCUCCUCAGCCGAGGCAAAGCUCUAUCUCGCCUCCCUCGGCAAGGACGCCGCCGCCGCGGAAGCCGCGGGUGCAGACGCCGACAACGAGGACGGCGAACCGAAACGCGUCCUCAAGAAGGCGUUCCGCUCGGCCUUUGAGCCCGUCAUUGAGAUUGUCAGCCAGCGCUCGGAUCUGAACCUCGGCAUGACGGUGCGGAUCAAGGCGAGGGAGAAGGAGGCGCAGGCCAAGAAGCUCAACACCGUGCAGAAGAGCAAGAUGGACUGGGCCGGGUUCGUUGACAAGGAAGGGCUCAAGGACGAGCUCGAGCUGGCGGGCAGGGCCAAGGGGUCGUACGCCGAGAGGCAGGAUUUCCUGGCGCGCAGCGAGGCCAAGAGGGAAGACGACGCGCGGCGGGCGAGGAUGGCUGGCCGUGUGCAGUGAAGUUUCUUUUGCGUUGUCAUGUUGUUGUUCAUCACUCUACGUGGCUUCACAGGGAUCUUGGGUAUUGGAUACGGUUCGGCGUUUUAUUCAUGGAGAUAACAAAAGAGAUACCCCCUAAACAAAUUACAGACAUAACUUAUACAAG